Alternaria atra is the source of this 837-nucleotide messenger RNA. RefSeq lists its product as uncharacterized. The record is from RefSeq and is a predicted model, not a curated record. Gene Ontology annotation, cellular component: U5 snRNP; U4/U6 x U5 tri-snRNP complex; spliceosomal complex. Lineage: Eukaryota; Fungi; Ascomycota; Dothideomycetes; Pleosporales; Pleosporaceae. Gene Ontology annotation, biological process: mRNA splicing, via spliceosome. Bases 1 to 837 code for a protein of 278 amino acids. The transcript has 3 exons.
AUGGCUGGACUAUCAAUCACAUCAGUAUUACUGUCCCCUAUCAAUAAGCUCCGUGGGAAAUCAAAUCCAUACGAGAAGUCCCAUCAUGCCAACAGCCUCCCUCACCCCACAAAUACACCCACCAGUGACGAUCUUCUCGCUGAAGCACGUCAAGCGGCCGGUCGUGAUCCCGUGACUGGACAACGAACACCCAGCGCCGCAAGCAAAAAAGCGAGGAAGCAACAACCGUCUUUGGAGCAACAGCAGCAAGCGGCAGCAGAACAAAAGGCGGCGUUCCUUGCUUGGGCAGCAAAACAUCCACAGGCGGCUGGGCGACCAUAUGAGAGCUAUGAGGCUUUUGUGCAAGAGAUGGUAGCAAAGCGGACUGGAAAUUUUGAGCCGCAGGGUGGGACAGAAUACUAUGCGCCUGAAAGGAGGGUGGAGGAGUACUACUUGACGGGCCUCAGCGAAGAGGUUCGUAUAGUGUGCCUCCGAUUCGGCAACGACUACACACCCGAAUGCAUGGACAUGGACGAGAAGCUGUACAAAAUCGUAGACGCAGUCAAAGACUGGGUUGUCAUCUACGUAGUCGACAACAAGCUAAUGCGGAUGCUACAACAGCAAGUUCCCGACUUCAACGCCAUGUAUGAAAUCUAUGACCCUUGUACAGUCAUGUUCUUCUGGCGCAACAAACACAUGCAAGUCGAUUUCGGCACGGGCAAUAACAACAAGAUCAACUUCCCUAUUGGCACGAAGCAGGAGCUCAUCGAUAUAUUGGAGACGGUGUACAAGGGAGCGAGCAAGGGGAAGGGGCUUGUUGUUAGUCCUAGGGAUUACUCCACGAAAUGGGCAUACUAG